Theileria parva strain Muguga is the source of this 1128-nucleotide messenger RNA. It is a transcript of the gene rplA, whose product is annotated as Ribosomal protein L1p/L10e family protein. The coding region runs from base 49 to 1128 and encodes 359 amino acids. The transcript has 3 exons. NCBI's taxonomy places the organism in Eukaryota, Apicomplexa, Aconoidasida, Piroplasmida, Theileriidae. The record is from RefSeq and is a predicted model, not a curated record.
AUAAUGUAUAUUUAAUGUAUUUUAAAUAACCCUCAAAAUGGGUUUAAAAUGAAUCUGUUGAAUUUAUUCAAAUUCUGCUUUAUUUUUCAUCUGUUAUAUAUUGAUUAUAUAUACUGUUUUGUAUUUUAUAAUUUUUUAAACCCAGAACUUAACAAAUUAAACCAUACACAAUUUCAUUUAUCAGCAUCAAGAAAUCCUAAAUCUAGUAAAUAUUUUAAAGGUGAAAAGGAGAGGUCGGAAGAAGAUUUUCAUCGGAUUCUAGAAACAGCAAAAUCACUUAACCUAACAGAAAAGGACUUAAACGAGUACGCAUUAAAGCAUCUCCCAAACGAGAGUUUGAGGAAGAGGUUUCUUUAUCUAAUAAAUCCAAAAAAGGUUGAGAACCUACUCCCGAAACGAUUACGCAAACAUCUGGCAAUAUUGCCGCAAAAAAAUCUAGAAUAUUCAAUAGACGAAGCAAUAAGUAGAAUAAAAAUAAUCAGCGGUACGAAGUUUGUGGAAGGAAUCGACGUUGCAAUAAGGAUACCAGUGACUACUAAAAAGGCAAAAUCGACAGCAGGCCAGUACUCUAAAUUAAUAACAAUACCAUAUAAAUCACUCAAAUCAAAGAGAACAAAAGUAGGAAUAUUCGGAAUUAAAGAUACGGUAGAGGAAAUAAAAUCUAAAGGACUUGAAAAUUUAGUUUUUAUUGGCGGCGAAGAUUUGAUAAAGGAGUUUAAGGAAAAACAAGAGGUCCCAGAAGUAAACCUAGUUCUAUCAGACGUUGAAACAUACCCCAAACUGAGUCUUUUGGGGAAAUUGUUAUCUAAAAAGGGGUUAAUGCCCAAUUUGGCUGUUGGGACCGUCAUAGAGUCAAAAACAGAGUUCCUAGAAAUAGUAGACGACUUAAUUCAUAGAAACGUUCUGGUGAUUAAAUCAGACAAAGCAGGGGAUAUCAAGUGCAAUUUCGCAGAUGUAUCUAUGCCAUUGGAUGAAAUAAGAACAAAUUUGCUGGAAAUAUUUAGAUAUUUGAAGAAAAAUAAGCCCCCUUACUCAACGCAAAAAUUCGUUGAUAAGAUAUUUAUAUCAUCAUCAAUGGGUCCCUCAUUUAGAUUAAACGUUAGACAACUGAGAAGUAAUUCUAAAUAA